Homarus americanus (American lobster) is the source of this 1968-nucleotide messenger RNA. RefSeq lists its product as uncharacterized. Bases 69 to 1655 code for a protein of 528 amino acids. Gene Ontology annotation, molecular function: O-methyltransferase activity; RNA methyltransferase activity. Gene Ontology annotation, biological process: piRNA processing; RNA methylation; siRNA processing. Lineage: Eukaryota; Metazoa; Arthropoda; Malacostraca; Decapoda; Nephropidae. The record is from RefSeq and is a predicted model, not a curated record. Gene Ontology annotation, cellular component: cytoplasm; nucleus. The transcript is spliced from 7 exons.
CCUUGAGCUGUGAUCUCUUGUGGGGCGAGCGUUCGCCAACUCUAGAGAGAGGCAGAACACCCAUAAUUAUGUUCAAACAGAACAGUGACGUGAAGGAGAAGAUUGUGGAUGGGAAAUCAGGUACAUUGUGUAUAUAUGAUGACAACAUUGUCUUCUCUCCUCCAUUGUAUCUUCAGCGCUACCAGAAAGUUAAGGAGAAAAUUGCUUCUGUUAGCAAAGGAACAUUUACUAAGGUAGUGGACUUGGGAUGUGCGGAAUUUAAAUUCUUUAGGUACUUGCAAAGUGUACCUGGAGUACAGGAAGUUGUAUUACUUGAUAAAGAUCAUCAAAUAUUGAAGGAUAAUGAGUUCCGCAUCAAUCCUUUGGCAGCUGAUUUCUUAAUAUUGCGUGACCUCCCCCUUAAUGUAAAGGUUGUCUGUGGAGAUGCGAGAAAAUAUGAUCCUGUUCUAUCCGGGACUCAGGUUGUCACCAUGAUUGAACUUAUUGAGCAUGUGCAAAUAUCAGAGCUGCAUGCAUUAGUCAAGUGUGUGUUCCAAGAUGUAAGACCAAAACUGAUAAUCAUAACCACUCCCAAUGCUGACUUCAAUAAAUAUUUUCCUGGCCAUAUGCCAGGUUCAUUCAGACAUUGGGAUCACAAAUUUGAAUGGACUGCAGAGGAAUUUCGUCAGUGGUGCCAGGAAAUUAUAGAAGACAAUAGCAGUUAUUAUCUGGAAUAUUCUGGAUGUGGAUUGGGACCUGAUAACACUUAUUGUACACAAAUGGCUUUCUUUUUUAAAUCAACAGAAGACCAAGAGGCAUUAUUAACCAGCAUUGUAAAGGAAAACUUGAAAAUUAGUAUAAAGGAUUCCAAUUGUUGUGAAGAGUCAUUAAAUGGUGCAGGGAUUACAAAGAGUGCAGAUGCUUCUGUUAUAAGAGAGGAUUCAUAUAAAAUAAUAACUGAAUUUGAUUACCCUGUUGACAGUCGUACCCAAGAGGAAAAGGACCAAGCCUACACUUUGGCUAGAUUUUAUUCACUAAUAAACUACCUCCGAAUGGGUGAACGAGGUAAUGUUUCACACUUGGACUCGGAAGGGAUAACUGAAGAGGACACAGAAAAUAAAUGUACAGAUAGACUGAUCAUUUCCUUUAAAAAUUGUCCUCAAGAAACAUCAGCUUUUGCUGAGGAUAUUGAUCAUGCAGUAGAUGAACAUAUAUUCUUUUCUUCAGAAUAUGUUAAAAGCGAGGAAGCAAUCAAUCAGAAAAAAAGGACUGACAAUGAAUAUGUUUUUUACAUAGUGGAUCACAAGUAUGCAGUAAUUCCUUUGGCAUCCCUCUCAAUAUGGGUGAACAUCAAAGCUGACCACAAGAUAUCGCACCGUCUUAUCAGAAAUACAGUGGCAGAUGACUGUUUUGAGACUAUUGGUAGUGGUGAAGACUGGCAAGGCAAGGUACAGCUUUGUCAUGAUAGUACCUAUACUUCUUCAGAUGAAUCUGGUGAAGACUGUGUACAAGAUGAUGACAGGUACCAAGAAGGAUGGCUUGCUGGUGCUGAAUGCAUGGGUUGGAGUGAACCUGUCAUUGAUUAUAGUGACAAUGUAAACACUACAGUUAAUCCUCAGGAUAAGGAUUGGGACUGGGACGUACCAGAUGUACCCGAGGACCCAAGAUGGAAUUAACUGUCAAAUAGCGUGAAAAUUAUUGUUGAGUAAAAAGUAGAAACCCUGAUCUCUGUGUGUCAAAGAUAACUUUUUUCCAGAAUGAUUGUGUUUUAGUUCUUAUGGCAAUUUAAGUUCAUAUAAAAAUAAGUUUCUUUACAAAGUAAGGCCUGUGAUUAUAUCACUGUAAUUCAUAAAAUGAUAGAAAGAUAAAUACUGUAAACUAUAAAGUAUAGUGUAGUUUGAAAAAUAAAACUUUCAUUACCACAUAGGGGUAUUGUAUAAAAUAAAAACACAUGAAAUCAUGAGUUAUCAAGUACAGGUAAUAAUUUUU